This is a messenger RNA of Penicillium bovifimosum, 2181 nucleotides long. RefSeq names its product asparagine synthetase B family protein. The record is from RefSeq and is a predicted model, not a curated record. NCBI's taxonomy places the organism in Eukaryota, Fungi, Ascomycota, Eurotiomycetes, Eurotiales, Aspergillaceae. The coding region runs from base 1 to 2181 and encodes 726 amino acids. The transcript is spliced from 3 exons. Gene Ontology annotation, molecular function: asparagine synthase (glutamine-hydrolyzing) activity. Gene Ontology annotation, cellular component: cytosol.
AUGUGCGGAAUUUCUGCUUGUAUCUUGUUUCAAGCGGCAACAAACAAUGGCCACAGUGAAUGCUCGGAGCGUGCAAAUGCUCCUUGCGGCGCCGAAAUCAAAGACCACGAAGGCGACACGGCGAAGGGCUUGGCGGCAGACCUCAAAGCUUCCGUCGAUCUCAUCAACCACCGUGGACCGGAUGACUCGGGGGUAUGGAUCAGUAUGAACGAGCAGGUCGGGCUUGCCCACUGCCGACUGUCCAUCAAUGAUUUAUCCUCCGCAGGCCGACAACCACUGCACAGCAGCGACGACGAAAUUCAUGCUGUGGUGAAUGGCGAAAUUUACGACUACGACCGCCUUCGCCAUGAAUGCGAAACCAUCCACAACUACCAUUUUCAUAGCGACAGUGACAGCGAGCUUGUUUUGGCGCUCUAUUGGAUUCACGGCGCCCCUGGCUUUCUAACACAUCUGCGCGGCGAAUUCGCAUUCGUCCUCUACGAUAACCGCGAAGGAGCCCAGCGCGUGAUCGCCGUACGCGAUCGUUAUGGAAUCAAGCCGCUUGUAUAUACUCGCGUCGGGUCGAAGCUACUCAUCGCUUCCGAGGCCAAGGCAUUCUUGCCCUUGGGCUGGAAGCCGCGCUGGGAUGUACGUGCAAUUGCCGACGCUGGCUGGAUGUUUGAUGACCGAACGCUGUUCCGUGGAGUCCGAAAGGUUUUGCCUGGACACUAUCUUGAUAUUACAGCACAAGGUGGUGUGCGGCAGGUUAAAUAUUGGGACACUGAGUACGAAGACAAGAGCAAACCUGAAACUCGCACCAUCGACGAAAUGGUAUUGGGCGUUCGCGAGAGGCUGGUCGAGUCUGUUCGUCUUCGCCUUCGUGCUGAUGUCCCCGUCGGCAUCUACUUAUCCGGAGGGAUUGACUCUUCUGCCAUUGCCGGUAUAGUGACGGAACUUGCACGGAAGGAAAAUGUCAAUAUUGGGAACGAAAAGUCUACUCGAGUCACCUGCUUCAGCGUGGCAUUCCCUGAGACAUCCGGGUAUGAUGAAUCAAGCAUUGCCGAGCGAACAGCCGCCUGGCUCGGAGUGAAGACCAUCAAGAAGAUCAUAACUGAGGAAACCCUGGCUGAAGAAUUUGCGGACGCCGUGUUCCACUGCGAGCAUCAUCACUUUGACCUUAACUUUGUGGCCAAGUUUGCACUCUCAACUCUGCCCCGUGAGUACGGUGUCAAGGUCGUUCUGACUGGUGAAGGAGCCGACGAGCAUUUCGCUGGCUAUCCAUACUUUCCUGGCGAAUACCUCCGCGAAGCUGAUGAAGCCUUGCCUGACUCUCAAUUGUCCCAAAAUAGUGACCUUCGAAAUGACAUGUUCGAGUCCGUACAGCGGGAAAUGAAAGGAAUCUGGCGAAAAAGUGGUGCAACUGCAUACGAGGAUAGACCAGCUCUUGCAUCCAUCGCAGAAGCGAGAGCAACAGACAUGAGUGAUAAUCUGUUGGCGUGGCAUCCCACGGCCACUCUCUUUGCUCCUUGGCUACAAACCCAGCAGGAUAACUAUGACUGCCGCAAAACGGUCCUGAAUUCGCUCCCUAGUGAUGUCCAAGCCAAGAUCCGAUCACGAUGGCACCCUUUGCACUCGUCCAUGUACAUGUGGAACAAAAGCUCGUUGUCCAACGUUCUGCUAUCAUGUCUGGGCGAUCGCACCGAGAUGGCACACAGCGUUGAAGCACGCACACCAUUCUUAGACCAUCACCUUACCGAGUAUGUCGACCGGUUGCCGCCCAGCGUCAAAUUGCGCUACUCGGCCGAUACUGCAAGUGAUACUGGUGAGCUGGGUCCCAUUUGGACCAAGUCCAGUGUAGCCUUGCAGUCGCUCAAUGAAAAAUGGAUUCUGCGCCAGGCGGUGCGUCCUUACAUUACGGACGAGCUGUACAAGCGAAAGAAGCACCCUUUCCUUGCGCCAACUCGAUGGGCCAGGGACGGGCCAUUGCAGCGCAAGUUCAAGACGUUACUGACGCGAGAAGCUGUGGAAGAAUUGGGCUUUGUCGACUGGGAAACGAUUCAGGAGGCUAUGGAGGUUGCUUGGGGCGAGACAGCAGACCCCAAGGCCUUCCGACAGUUGGUAUAUUGUGGUGCUUGGGUGACGCUAAGUCAACGUAUGGGCGUGGCGAAGGCGGACCAAUCUGAUUGGGAAGCCACUAUAUAG